Messenger RNA from Olea europaea var. sylvestris, 2828 nucleotides. Its product is annotated as formin-like protein 11. Gene Ontology annotation, biological process: actin cytoskeleton organization; actin nucleation. The coding region runs from base 151 to 2721 and encodes 856 amino acids. Gene Ontology annotation, molecular function: actin filament binding. The transcript has 4 exons. NCBI's taxonomy places the organism in Eukaryota, Viridiplantae, Streptophyta, Magnoliopsida, Lamiales, Oleaceae. The record is from RefSeq and is a predicted model, not a curated record.
UAGCAUUAAAGACACUACUACAUUGCAUCUUCUCUUCUGCUAUACCAUGUUUUUCAACAUCCAAAACCAAUCUUGUACUACAUUUUAAGCAGUAGAAAUGAGAAGAUUUAUAGGACAAAAGUCGUGAAAAUUUUCUUAUUGUUCAAGAACAUGGGUCAUGGUUUUCAGAUUCUCCACAUGAUUUUUAUCUUCAUUUUCAUUCUCACAUCAUAUCACUGUACCCACAAUUUUUUGGUCGUAAAAGCCUCAUUCAAUGCAGGAGGGUAUCGAGAUGAAGAUCGAAAGACCUUGAUUUUGGAGAAAUUAAGAGUUUUGUUGGGACUUAAGAGCUUCCACAUAAAAAGACCACCAAAUGCUUACUCACCGACACCAGAACCGGCCCCGGGACCUUGCGGGGAACUCAACAUUGGAACUGAUGCUCCGGCUCCUACUCCGGUGCUGCAUCCGCAUGGACAUCCUCGUCCUCCCUCGCAUCACUAUCAUCGUCCGAUGCCUUCUACGCGCAAGAUUCAAAAUGGUGAUAAGGGUACUUCUAUGAGAGUUUGGACAGCAAUUCUUGUUUCAGUUGGAGUUACCUCUCUAGUAUUAUGUGCCAUUGGAAUCUACUGGGGCUGUCGGAAUUUUGAAAGACAAAAAAAGAGAUCGAAGAAGACUAUAUCUGUAUUUAGCACUGAGGCAGGAAUCACAAGUAAAUCAAAGUAUAUGAGUGCCCAAAGUUCUGUGAAAAAGGUAAAUUCUAAUCCAGGCCCUGACCCUUUUUACCUUGAUUCCUUAGAAACUGCAUUGGAACCCGAAACAUUUUGCUUGAAACUGAAUUUGGACACUCAAGACACAUACUCAAAUCAAGUCCCGGUGAAACAAGAAUGCGAGAAUGAUAGAGAUUCAACUGUUGGAGAAAUAACCACUGCUCGUGAAAUUUCUGAAUAUAAGUAUGAGUUUGAUAGCUGUAACUCUUCAUCACGUGGUGAAAAAGUAAUUACUGAAGAAGUUGAUUCAGUCUACGAUAAAUUUAUUCCCGAGGAAGCUAAUUCCUCUGAUGAUGAAUCUUUCCAUUCUUUUUGUGAUUCACAUGCUAAACUUUCUAAUGCAUCAGCUGGUAGUCUUAGUGACAACUUGGAAAAUUUCUCCCAAAAUGAAUCAAAGGUAUCGCAUUUUUCUGUAGUCACUACAACAGAGAAACCAAUUCAAAUUUCUCAACUUCCCUUGGCCCCGAGCCAGUCAUCCCCUCCUCCACCGGUCGAACAUAUUUAUCCUUCUAAGUCUAUCCCUUUUUCAACAAAGAGGAUACCGAACCUUUUGAGCUCAUCAUCAUCAGAAUCAAAGAAGAAUCCACAUAUUGAAUUAUCGUUACCCCCUCCUCCACCUCCAUGCCCCCCUCCUUUUCCGAAAGGAAAUGUUAAUUCUCUCAAAGUCCCACCUCCUCCCCCAUCUCAGCUCACUCAACGUGCACCAUUGGGCAAAGACGGUGCCCCAUUGCCAAAGCUUAAACCACUUCACUGGGACAAAGUCAGAGCUGCACCAGAUCGUUCAACAGUAUGGGACAAGAUGCGAUCAAGCUCGUUUGAGUUCGAUGAGGACAUGAUCGAGUCACUUUUCGGUUACAACCUCCAGAACACCAUGAAGAAUGAUGAAGUUAAAAGUAAAACCCCAUCACCAAGCAAGCAUGUCCUGGAGCCUAAGAGACUACAAAAUAUUACUAUACUUUCAAAAGCCUUGAAUGUUUCAACAGAACAAGUAUGUGCAGCACUAAUUCAAGGGGAUGGAUUGUCAUUGCAAGAUUUAGAGGCACUGACAAAGAUGGUGCCUACUGAUGAAGAGGAGGCUAAGCUUGCGAACUACAAAGGAGACAGUAAUGAAUUAGGAUCAGCAGAGAAGUUAGUCAAACAAAUGCUUAAAGUACCAUUCGCAUUUUUAAGAAUUGAAGCGAUGCUCUACCGAGAAAAUUUUGAAGACGAGGUUUUCCAUCUCAGAAAAUCCUUCUCGAUGCUUGAGGAGGCUUGCAAGGAGCUCAGAUCAAGUCGGCUCUUCCUUAAACUACUUGAGGCAGUGCUUAAAACAGGUAACAGGAUGAAUGUUGGAACAAUACGAGGAGGAGCAACAGCCUUUAAGCUUGACACCCUUCUUAAGCUCGCUGAUGUGAAGGGAACAGAUGGAAAAACAACACUUCUCCAUUUUGUCGUCCAAGAAAUUAUCAGAUCAGAAGGAUUUCGAGUAUCGGAAAGCAUCAUGGGCAAGAUUAACCAAAGGAGCAAGACCUCAAAAAUCGAAGAUAAAGAAGAAAAUUAUAGGAGAAUGGGUUUAGAUCUUGUAUCUGGCUUAAGUACUGAACUCUACAAUGUUAAGAAGAUGGCUACAAUAGACUUGGAUGUUCUUGCAAGUUCUGUAGCAAAUUUAUCAGAUGGAAUGAGUAAACUGCAGCAUCUAGUAAACAAGAUCAUCAAAAUGGAAGAUGAAAAUGGGAACUUUGUGAAAUCAAUGCGAUCAUUUCUGAAUUAUGGUGAAACGAAGUUAAAGGAAUUGCAAGAAGAUGAGAAUGGAGUCCUAUUACACGUCCGACAAAUGACCGAAUAUUUUCAUGGAGAUGUGAGCAAAGAUGAAUCGAAUCCACUUCGAAUUUUUGUAAUUGUAAGAGAUUUUCUAAACAUGUUAGAUAAUGUGUGUAAAGAGCUUAGAAGCUCGAAAGCAACGCGUAGUCCUAAUCCUCUCGCCUCAUUCCGAUAGAUUAGAUGGCCUUGUUUGUCUAUGGUUUCUCAAAUCUCACAAUACUUAAAUAGAAUUUGUGUAAUUUGUUCCCAACUUUUAAUGAGAAUUUCAAUUCUGAACGUGAA